AUGACGCCUUCGAGCGUUUUACAGAAUGCGCUAGAGGAGAUCGAUUAUAAUGAGAUCGGUAGUGAAACGCGGGACAAUUUCGAUGAGCGUUUUCUUGAAGUGAAAUCGCGUGUUCGAGCUCAAUUUGACAGUCGUGAACGCCGAUUGAUUCGGUCGUCCACAUUGCGGCGUGAUGAGACCAUCGAUCUUUCGGCUAAUGGCCUCAGUGCCCGCGCUAACAGACGUCGUCUUCCCGAGCUCAAACUUCCCACGUUCGGUGGAGGUUAUACGGAAUACGCGAGUUUUUGGUCAAUUUUCGAGUCUGUCAUUGACAAGGAUAAUGAAUUAGAUGAUGUUGAGAAGCUCCAGCAUCUACUAUCGUGUUUAACUGGUCCAGCGUUGGAUGCAUUUAGGUCGUUGGAGAUAUCGAGGCUUAAUUAUCGUAUGGCUCUGGAUAUAUUGGAUAAUCGGUUUAACAACAACCGACUUGUGUUCCAGUCACACAUCAAGGAUAUUUUGGGUACCAAGAAGGUGGAGGCAGGAGCAUCCGUGGCCACAAAACUUCACUCUGGGCAGUCAGAGGAAAUUGCAAACAGCAUUCUCAUUUACGUGCUGCUGCAAAAGCUGGAUGUGGAAACCCAGGCGGCGUGGGAGGAUAGCAGGGCAUUGGACAACCCUGCUGACGAUAAAGUCUAA
This is a messenger RNA of Drosophila sulfurigaster albostrigata, 675 nucleotides long. RefSeq lists its product as uncharacterized. The transcript is spliced from 3 exons. NCBI's taxonomy places the organism in Eukaryota, Metazoa, Arthropoda, Insecta, Diptera, Drosophilidae. Bases 1 to 675 code for a protein of 224 amino acids. The record is from RefSeq and is a predicted model, not a curated record.